UUUUUUUCUCUUUUCACCUUUUUUUUUUUCUUUUCUCUUUAUUCAUUCCCCCGUCCCCAUCCUUCACAUAUAUCACGUUUAUACACAAUGAAGUUCUCUUUACUUGUAGCUUGUGUAUUGGUCUUUGUAUCCAUGAGCAUCAUGCUUGUUCAAGCUGAUUCUCUUCAAGAUGAAAUUGAUGCUGCCAAGAAGAAGUUCUGUGGUGGUAUUGCUGUAUCUGCCCCUGCCACCAAUGCUGUUUUCACUAGUCCCAGUCAAGUCAAGGUUACUGUUACUCGCAAGCCUGACGCUCAAGCCAAGAUUGUGAACGCUGUCGAUGUUUAUACUAUUGAUAACAAGGGAAAGGCUAAAUAUAUUGCUACUGCCUGGAAAGGAAACUAUGCUUUGAACAAGAAGGCCACUUUGACUGUCAAUCUCUCCAAGGUCUCUGGUCUUAAAUAUCCUGGACAAUUUGAAUUCCGUGUGUGGGUGCACAACAAGGCGGGACCUGAUUGUACAUUAAUGAGCAAGGUGUUCAAGGUACGUAGCUCUAACUCUCAUAGCAAUGCUGCUGAUGAACAACAAGCCUUCUCCAACUUGGACCAAAACAUUGAUCGUGGUUGCUUCGGUGUGGAAAUCACUGCUCCCAAACUUGGUGAACAUAUCAAGACCAACACUGCCUUCCCUGUCCAUAUCCAACGUGAUUCUGCUGCUCAUCUUGAUACUGUCACCUCUUUGACCUUGAUGAAGAUCGAUUUGGAUUCUCGUAAACCCACUGAAGUCAAGUCCUCUUAUUCUACUAACCAAACCAUCACUCAAAUGCUUAACAUCAAGGAUACCAUCGACCAAGCUACUCCUGCUAACACUGCUUACUUCUACAAGUUGACUGGUACCACUCAACAUGAUGAAACUUGUGAAUUCUAUUCUCAUCCUUUCUACGUCGAAGCUUAGAUCUUUUUUUUAUAUUGUGUUUAGUAUAGUGAUUUUAUCCUCUUCCUCUCCUUUUUUUUUUUUUUGUGUGUAUUCUUACUUCUUCCUCGUUAUCCUUGAUAUUAUCUGUUAUUUCCCUUUCACCUUUUUUUUUUUUUU
This is a messenger RNA of Halteromyces radiatus, 1068 nucleotides long. RefSeq lists its product as uncharacterized. The record is from RefSeq and is a predicted model, not a curated record. The coding region runs from base 88 to 930 and encodes 280 amino acids. The transcript is spliced from 5 exons. Lineage: Eukaryota; Fungi; Mucoromycota; Mucoromycetes; Mucorales; Cunninghamellaceae.